UGCGUAUUAUGUGACGCUUUCCUCCUCUCUACCUUUAGAUGUCGCUGCUCCUGUCUAGCCUACAGUGUACAAUAAUAAUAUUACAUUUUGUGUCUGGCUCCAGCCCUCUGUGUAUCCCGGUGGUCCGGGGAUCCCAUUUCAAGAAAACGGGCCAUCAAAAACACAACAAUGUCGUACGUCUUUGUUAAUGACUCCUCCCAGACCAACGUUCCGCUUCUACAGGCAUGCAUUGAUGGGGACUUCAACUACUCCAAGCGUUUGCUGGAAAGUGGGUUUGACCCCAACAUCAGAGAUAGCCGUGGCCGCACUGGCCUUCACCUAGCUGCAGCCAGGGGCAACGUAGACAUCUGCCAACUUCUGCAUAAAUUUGGUGCUGACCUGCUGGCCACAGACUACCAAGGCAACACAGCCCUCCAUCUUUGUGGUCAUGUCGACACGAUUCAGUUCCUCGUCACCAAUGGACUCAAAAUUGACAUUUGCCAACAGGAUGCCCACCUCUCUCCCGAAGGCCCAGCGAAGGGAAAAGUUAGUUGUAGCCGACAAAGCACGCCCAUAAAACCCACAAGACUUCCAAGCAAUCACCAAGGUGCCACUCCUCUCGUCCUGGCAAGGCGCAGGGGAGUGAACAAAGAAGUGAUCCGCAUGCUAGAGUCUUUAGAGGAACAGGAAAUGAAGGGCUUCAAUAGGGGGACUCAUUCCAAGCUGGAAACCAUGCAAAUGGCUGAAAGCGAAAGAUAUGUCCAAUGCUCUGAGCUUCUAAUGGAAAAGGGACACAACACUCUGUCUGAAGGCACCUCUGAGGAAGACUGUGCAAUGGAAAGUCAUUCUCUUCUGAAUCCAAACCUGCAGCAAGGUGAAGGAGUCCUCUCUAGCUUCCGUACCACGUGGCAGGAGUUUGUGGAGGAUCUUGGGUUCUGGAGGGUACUCCUGCUCCUUGUCGUUAUUGCUCUUCUCUCCCUCGGCAUAGCAUACUAUGUUAGUGGGGUGCUACCGUUUGUGGAAAAUCAGCCUGAACUUGUGCACUAAAGCAAAUGCUUUGUCCAUAUAUGCAUUCAGCUUCUCAUUCAGUUUCGAUGCAGUCAUAUUUUUUAUGAGCUGCAUUUAUAAAUAGAACCACUUCUCAUACAACCUUUAAAAAAAACUAUUUAAUUGGGACUAACACUGCAAGCCUUUCACAUUCCAAGAGGAUAUUGCAAUGGAUUAAUAAUAUAAUUGUCUUGGAUUUAUAUAAAUGAAACCUCAAAAUCUCAAGUAUAUGGUUAACUGAAGAUAAUCUGACUCUUAUUUCCUGUAGGAAGAAUCUCCGUUCUUCAGUUGAAUUCUUUUCAGAUGAGUGAAACAAAAUCCAAUAUGAAAGUCAAUCGAGGUUCAUUUUUUAUUAACAUUUCAACUGGUCAUCUUUGGCUAAAUCACUUGAAACUGAUGCAGUAUAACUGUAAAAAGCUGACAGGAAAAUAUCACCUGAGCAUCUCUAUGUAAAAAAAGGAAGAUAUUUUACCUCACAAUCUCCUCAGCUCAGCAGAGUAAGUUCUGUGUAAAAAGUUAUAAUUCACCUGCUCCCAGCUGCAGGUAAAAAUAAAAAAAAAUAUGAAGAAAUGAACAGCAGCCAAUCAGCAUCAGCAGUGCUGAGGUCAUGAACUCUUACUGUGAUCUCAUGAGAUUUGACUUAACUCUCAUGAGAUUUCAUAGUAAGCUUCCUUUACCUGAUUGGUGAAAUAAUAUGAGAGUUCACGAGGCUCAUCCUUUCAGCUGUCCCAGGACAGACACACUAAAAUGCUGCUUAGAAAUCCUUUACAAUGGGAGGUGACUACUGAGGAACUUUUGAGGUAAAAUAUCUUUCUUUUUUACAUAGAGAUGUUCAGGAGAUAUUUUCUAGUCCGCUUUUUACAGCUAUGCUGCAUCACUUUCAAGUGUUUAAACAUUUGGGUAUUAUGGCCCUUUAAUUCUUUUUUAUGAUGCAAUUUUAAGCAACCUUCCAAUUUUAAGCAACCUUGCAAUUUAUAUAUUGAUAAUAGGAGUAAAUUAGAAAGUUGCUUAAAUUGCAUGCUCUAUCUAAAUCAUGAAAGAAAAAAAUUGGGUUUCAUAUCCCUUUAACUUAAAGGAAAUAUGUAAAUUUGUACAAGUAUAUUCUGCACACAUGCAAUAUAGCAUCAAAAAAGUAAGACCUCAAAAUAAGGAUAUAUACAAAAAGAGAAUAUAGUAAUAAAAAAGUAGUCAGAGACGGUGCAAUACCCACCAUUAGAGCAGCAUCAUUAGUGUGGGAUCCCCCCACCUCUCUGCGCCAACUUGCUUUGUAUACUUGAUAACUUCAGACGGAUCACGGGAGGAGAUUACGGAGAACAGUCUACAAUGGAAUAGAAGGUAGAGGCUGGUGCAGUUAGGAGACACCGUAAUGGCAGUCUCCUUUAUUUGGAAUCAGUACACUGUGUCUUUCUCCCCUGUGUCUGUUGUCUUUGCUUUGUUGGCUAGUUGAUGCAUCUAAGGCACAGAGUACUUUAAUUUAUGUGCCUGCACCUUCAAUUUAAGAGACAGUCAUCUGUGCUUUUUUUUUUUUUUUACCAUAACCUCCUGGACAUUUAGUAGCCGGCAGACUGUGGGGAUACCAUUUUUUUUUUUUUACCAUAACCUCCUGGACAUUUAGUAGCCGGCAGACUGUGGGGAUACCCUUAUAAAAGGUUUCAUCGAUUUUCAUAAUAAAUUGUUGAAUAUUUGGCAA
This is a messenger RNA of Bombina bombina (fire-bellied toad), 2716 nucleotides long. It is a transcript of the gene ANKRD46, whose product is annotated as ankyrin repeat domain 46. Gene Ontology annotation, molecular function: protein binding. The transcript has 5 exons. The record is from RefSeq and is a predicted model, not a curated record. Lineage: Eukaryota; Metazoa; Chordata; Amphibia; Anura; Bombinatoridae. Bases 169 to 1026 code for a protein of 285 amino acids.